Messenger RNA from Nematocida ausubeli, 1188 nucleotides. RefSeq lists its product as uncharacterized. The transcript has a single exon. Bases 1 to 1188 code for a protein of 395 amino acids. The record is from RefSeq and is a predicted model, not a curated record. Lineage: Eukaryota; Fungi; Microsporidia.
AUGGCGAGCACAAAGAAGUCGAGCAAAGAGUCUAUAAAGGAAUACGUGAUAAUAGCCGCUGGUGUGUUAUUAAUACUGUCAAUGGUGCUAUACACAUGCGUAAGCACAUCGCCCAACCGAGACAAAUCGCAGGAAGGCACAUUAGGUGUAACAAGCGAGCCGGAGACAUCUUCUACAGAUCCAGAAAAUAGCGCAGUGCAUGAAAACAAAGAGCCUGAUGAUGGAGGAAGUAAAGAAGCAGGUGCAGUAAUACCAGUUGAGCAAUUGGAUGAUAUAAUAGGUGCAGAGCAUACUUCUACGUCUUUAGACAUGUAUGCGCAAGAUGAAUACAGCAAUUCUUCUACAAAAGAAGGAAAAAAAGAGAUGUCUGAUGACAUGUAUAAAGCGAAGCAUGCAGUGAUAGUGGCUGAAAAAGAGCACAGUGAGCAAGUAGAUAUUCUAAACGAGCUGGAUAAUGCUGCUGAUUGUGCACACAAGACCUUUUUGAGAAAUGAAGACAAACUAAAAGAUGCUAAAGUACAGUGUGAUAACUAUAUAAAUACAUAUAAACAGACUCAUGAAAAAAUAAUGGCUCUAAAAAAAGAAGUUACAGCUUGUUACAAAAACUCAAACAGUAUAACCCGAAUUCCAGAAGGAGAAGAUACUGAAUAUGACACAGAAAUGGAAGAGAUUGAUCGUCUAUAUGCAAGGGCGAAUCAAAUAAACGAGUGUCAAAAAAUCAAAGAAAAUAUAUAUAAUGGAGCUCUUACCUAUAUGGGAGAGCUAAAACAAAAUAUGAAAAGAUCAAGAAAAAACGCCCUGGAAUAUUAUUUACAUAAAAAAGAGGUGGAAGAAAAAUUGAUCUAUAGUAUACAAUGCUUUUCGGAUUUAUUUACAACAAUUUAUGCCAGGGAUAAACUGCUGUAUUCAGUGAGAAAGAAAGAGGCAUUGUAUAAUAAUAUAGAGAAUGAGGGCAGAGCAAAGCAUCUGAAAAAUAUAAUAGAAUUACAUGAAAAGAUUGCUCACAAUGUGAAUGAUGGGAUCAAUAUAAUAAUUGAUAUGCAUAUGGCACAGAAGGAUGUUAUAUAUGCUACAAAACAAGUAUAUAGCGCAUAUAAAACAUAUGAUGCAGCUGCGUGCAAGUAUGAACAGCAACAGAAGUUGAGAAGAUAUGAUUCAAGUGUAUCUCAACAUCAACCCGAGUUCUGA